AUGCCAGGGCUUGAAGAAAACAAUACAGCAGCAAUGAGCGUUGUUGACUCCGAUGACUCCGUCAAAGCAAUGAUCCAGCAUCUUGCCAGAGACAACCAGCACAAGCUUGUGAAGCCAUAUUACUUGUACCUCGACUACGACUAUGAUCUUCCUUCAACAAACACAACCGCCGAUGAGCAAUUUGUUCAGAUCCGUAAUGCUCGUAAACUGGGCAUUUCCUCGAGAGAGAUGUUCUCCAAAUGUGGCUUUGCUCAGCUGCAUCUAACUUGUCCUUUGACACCUGAGGAGUAUUGGUAUAACGAGAAAGUGGAAAAAAUCUUAUAUCCUAAAUACAAAUCAAUUGCCCGGUUUUUGUUCCCCAAUGCUGUGCGAGUUGAAGUCCUAGAGCACGCAGUUCGGAAACGUCACCCGCGUUGGAUGUCUGAGAAUAUAGAACGAAACCAUCUCAAGACAAAUCAACCGAGUGAUUAUAUACACAUUGACUAUGAAUCGCAGACCACUGCCAUGGAUGUCGUUACUCAUAAUUUCGCUAACGAAAAUGCUCGAGUAUACUUCGAUGAGAAGCACGAAUGGUACUACUGGCACGGCUUACAAGUUGACGAGGUAAUUGCCUUUGUACAGGCUGAUUCAGCAGCAGAGAACAAAGCAGGAGUUCCCCAUACCGCUUUUCAAGAUCCCCGGAUCAAUGACAAUAAGCAAUUGCGGGAGAGCAUUGAGGCUAGAGUCUUUGUUUAUUUUGACUGA
This is a messenger RNA of Botrytis byssoidea, 744 nucleotides long. RefSeq lists its product as uncharacterized. The coding region runs from base 1 to 744 and encodes 247 amino acids. The transcript has 4 exons. Gene Ontology annotation, molecular function: oxidoreductase activity. The record is from RefSeq and is a predicted model, not a curated record. Lineage: Eukaryota; Fungi; Ascomycota; Leotiomycetes; Helotiales; Sclerotiniaceae.